Monascus purpureus is the source of this 1842-nucleotide messenger RNA. NCBI's taxonomy places the organism in Eukaryota, Fungi, Ascomycota, Eurotiomycetes, Eurotiales, Aspergillaceae. The record is from the annotation of a GenBank genome assembly.
CUUCCUUUUGAUUUCUCAUUCCAUUCCUCUCCGUAUCUUCCUCGUCCACCUUCAACCAUGUCUUACCAACCCCCCUACGGAGGUCCCCCUCCUGGUGGUUCUUACGGAGGAUACCCCUCCUAUCAGGGCUACGAACAGUCUCGCCCUUACGACUCCUCUCCUCGUCCUCCGUAUGAAUCAGGUCCCCCGUACGAAUCCCGCCCGUACGAAUCCCGCCCCCCAUACGACUACGACGCUCCCCGUCCUCCAUACGGCGCACCACCUCCGUCCGGCCCUCCCCCACCAGGCCCUCCUCCAUACGGCUCACGGCCACCCUCCGGUCCUCCUCCCCCUGGCGGUGGUCCUCCAUAUGACCCCUCCCACUCACCCCGUCCGCCCUACGGACCUCCCCAGGGACCCCCUCCGGGCCACCAGGGACCGCCAUAUGGCCCUCCAUCAUCAUCUUCUCCGGCCCCCCCGGGAUCCCCGGGUAACCAUGGCGGCCCCGGACGCGGUCCCGGGGGACCACACCCGCCUCCCCCUCCGGGACCCCCACCACCACUUCCCCAGGGCUGGCGCCAGCUCUGGGACCCCGCCCAUAGCCGUGCGUACUGGGUAAGGGAAGACAGCGGCCUCACGCAAUGGGAGGCUCCGUUCUCCGAUGGAUCCAGGGGGGGCCCUGGUGGUCCUCCGCCUGGUCCCCCUGGUCCGGGAAUGGGCAGUCCCCCUCUUGGUCCACCGGGUCCCCCAGGUCCGCCGGCCGGUCCUCCGCCGUUUGGCGGCUACGGAUCCCCUCCGCCUGGUCCUCCCCCAGUUUCGUACGGACCGCCCGAUUCUCCGCCGCCGGAGCGGAAGAAGAGUGAUAAGGGGAAACUAUUCGCUGCUGGGGCUGCCGGGUUGGCGCUGGGAGCAGCUGGGACUGCGCUGUGGGAGCACCGUAUGUUUUUUUUUUUUUUCCUCUCCAUUUCCCUUUCUUUAUUUAUAUGUCGACUAUGAUGAAUGUGAUGGCUAAUGGAUGCAGAUCACCAUGAGGAAGAAGAGGAAGGCUCGUCUUCGUCGGAUGAUGAUAGGCCGCGCUAUGAUUAUGAGGGUCCUCCUGAUGAGUGGUGAGGCGAUUACAUGCAACGAGGGAUGCGGUGAUACUACAGUGAUACAGCAAAGUACAAUAGCAGCAGCAUAGGAUAUUCUAUUCUCCAUUCGAAGUCGCACCUCGUACAUGCAUUUAGUGUUUUAAUGAGACAUGAUUCGGCAGAUAUCAUUUAUAUAUAUAUACUCGGUUCAGUGCAUGUACUUUGAUCCUAUAUAAGAAACCCCGAACGAGAUACAAGGGACUGACAGCAUGACAUGAUGACCAUAUUGCGGGGAUAAGUGCAGCAGCAGUAGUAGCAGUGAAGAAGUAAUGUAGGAGACGGACUUUCAUGCAGACAAACCGCACAAAACAAUUGUGUAAUGCCCACACGCUUAUUCAUUUCUCUGCCAGCCUGAUGAACCAAAUCAAUGCAAAUGCAGAAUUGACUUGAAUUCAACGGUUGGCUUUAUUUAGGUACUAAGAGGCAUGCAGCAAUCGACAUUCCCAUGUAGGGUUAUGGUCGUUGCUGGGGUGUAGUACCAGGAUUGUCCCGGGAAGGGGGUUGUAUACAUUUGGGAGGAACAACAGGAAUAGGGAAUGGUGAAUGAUAAAUCAAAUCAAUUAUAUGUAUGUAUUGUAUAAAGAGAAAUAUUGAGAUAUAUUGAACCACUCCAAGUCCAGGUAACCAUUCAUCUUGGCAGGCUGGGUUUGGAUUCUUCUUCCAUGGAUGGGAGAAAAGGGAGAGACAAGAAGCGGGGGAAAUCAGGGGAAAUAUAACAGUUUUCUGGGGUCGG